Molecule: messenger RNA, 1149 nt
Organism: Brassica oleracea var. oleracea
Lineage: Eukaryota; Viridiplantae; Streptophyta; Magnoliopsida; Brassicales; Brassicaceae
Product: peroxidase 71-like
Exons: 3
Coding region: 44-1030 (328 amino acids)
Biological process (GO): hydrogen peroxide catabolic process; response to oxidative stress
Cellular component (GO): plant-type cell wall; plasmodesma
Molecular function (GO): peroxidase activity; heme binding
Source: RefSeq, a predicted model, not a curated record
CACACUUAGAUCUUCUAAAACCCUUAAAAACAAAAUAUUCAAGAUGAGUUUGGUAAGAUCAGUAUGCUUAUUCAUUACCUUCCUUAGCUAUCUAGCCAUCUCGGUCCAUGGACAAGCCACUGCAAGGCCCGGUGCUGGUUCUGGCACGAGGGUUGGGUUUUACUCGACCACGUGUCCUACCGCCGAAACCAUUGUCCGAAACGCCGUGACAGCUGGAUUCAACUCUAACCCGAGAAUCGCACCCGGGAUACUAAGAAUGCAUUUCCACGACUGCUUCGUCCUAGGCUGUGAUGGUUCGAUCCUUAUCUCGGGAGCUAACACCGAGCAAACAGCCCGUUCGAACGUCAACCUCCGUGGAUUUGACAUCAUUGACAACGCCAAAACACAGCUCGAAGCUGCUUGCCCUGGAGUCGUCUCUUGUGCUGAUAUUUUAGCUUUAGCCGCUCGUGACUCUGUCGUCCUCACAAGAGGAAUAAGCUGGCAAGUACCAACAGGGCGUAGAGAUGGUCGCGUUUCCUUGGCUUCGAACGCUAACAAUCUCCCUGGUGCCGGUGACUCCGUCGCCGUUCAACAACAGAAGUUCUCCGAUGUGAGACUGAGUACACGUGAACUCGUCGUCCUCGUCGGAGGACACACGAUCGGACAAGCAGGUUGCGGUGCAUUCAGGAACAGGCUAUACAACAGCACUACAGGCCCAGCGGAUCCAACCAUUGACCCGACAUUGUUGGCGCAGCUUCAGACACAAUGUCCCCAAAACGGUGAUGCAUCAGUACGUGUUGAUCUCGACACUGGAAGUGGUACCACUUUCGACACCUCAUACUACAACAACCUAGGCCGUGGCCGUGGAGUCCUCCAAUCCGAUCAAGUCCUCUGGUCCGAUCCAGCAACUAGACCCAUUGUGCAACAGUUGAUGAGUCCAAGAAGCACAUUCAACGCUGAGUUUGCUAGGGCUAUGGUCAGGAUGAGUAAUAUUGGUGUGCUUACCGGGGCUAAUGGUGAAAUUCGUAGGGUUUGCUCCGCAGUUAAUUAAUUAACCGAUUAAACUCAGUGGUAUGAAUCUUAUGAUAAAAUUUCAUAGCUGGAUAAGUACUUGUUGUGAGUGUGGCUGGUUUCAUAAUAAAUAAAUCAAUAGAAAACGACAUAACUAAA